Molecule: messenger RNA, 1833 nt
Organism: Leishmania mexicana MHOM/GT/2001/U1103
Lineage: Eukaryota; Euglenozoa; Kinetoplastea; Trypanosomatida; Trypanosomatidae
Product: putative protein kinase
Exons: 1
Coding region: 1-1833 (610 amino acids)
Biological process (GO): peptidyl-serine phosphorylation; intracellular signal transduction
Molecular function (GO): protein serine/threonine kinase activity; ATP binding
Source: RefSeq, a predicted model, not a curated record
AUGGAUUCACAGGCUGCUUCUCAACCUUUCCCUUCGGCCGCUUCGUGCGUGCAGUUCCGGCCUGAGCAACUUCAGCUCGACACAGGCAUCCCUCUCGGGUCCGGCGCUAUUAGCCAGGUUGUGCAGUGCCGUCUACGCUGCGCCGCCGCGCCCUUGCUGCCGGUUGUGGUGAAAGCCGUCUCCAAGAUCCAGGUGCUGCAGCAGGGUAAGGUGCAGAGUGUCAUGAACGAGAAGGCGACGCUGCAGCGCCUCGCUCCGUUUCCGUAUGUGGUCCGUCUCUACGGCACCGCCCAGUCCGAGGACGAGCUUUACUUUGUGCUUGAGUGGCUUCCCCAUGGCGACCUGCUGCAGCACAUCCGAUACGUGGCACAGGAGCGUGUGCGGCAGUACAACGCGGAGGAGGCAGCAGCUGGAUCAACUUCUAGUAUGCCUAAUCCCGGUGCAGUAGCCGGUGGCACCACUGGAUUCGUGCCGGACGGCGCCCCAGUGUCGGAGGCAUCAGCGUCGACGGGUCUGUCCAAACAGGCCACGACAAUUCCGGCCAGCAGCACGGCGCUCCGAUGCCUCGACUUUCACGACAUCCAACUUAUCACGGCACAACUGGUGCUGGCCCUUGAGCACACCGCCGACAGGGGUGUCGUGCUGCGUGACUUGAAGCCCGAGAAUGUGGCGUUUGAUGAGAAGUACCGCGCCUGCUUGCUGGACUUCGACACGGCAGACCUCGAGGGGGCCGUAAAUAUGCCAGCGACGAACGGCGGCGUAGCAUGCCCGCCACCGGUGGAUGCAGCUGCCGUGGGAGAGGCCGAAAACAGUGAUGGCGGCGGUGGCGACGCAGCAGCAGAGAACGGCGGCGCCUCUUCCUAUGCACGACGGCGUCGCCUCACCGUCUCUCAAAUUCACAGUAUGCGCAAGAAAACGGCGAGCUUCUGCGGCACGGCGCACUACGUCUCACCGGAGAUGGUGGGGGAGUGCAAGUGGAGCUUCAGCAGCGACCUAUGGGCCCUCGGUACACUCGUGUACGAGUUGGUGUACGGCGAGCACCUCUUUUCUGGCAUCACACAGUUUGAAGUCCUCCAGAAGGUAGUCCAUGGCAGCUACGUGGAGAGACAGGAGCUGUUCCCCCGCAUCGACUUCGACGACGACGCGGAUGGAAAAGCGGAGCAGUGCGGCGGCGGGCGUCGCUUCGCUGAUGUGAAGGAUUUCAUCCAGCAACUGCUCUUGACGGACCCGCAGAAGCGGCUUGGCGUGCACCCCGACACGCACCGCUUCGACGCCACGGCGCUGCGACGCCACUCGCUGUUCGACGGUUUUCAAUGGGAGCCGCUCGAGGAGCAGCUGCGCACCUUCCGCAUGCGCCGAUUCCACUCGGGGAGGUCGAAGGCGACGAGUGCUGAGUCAGGCGACGCGAGCUAUGAUGCGCGAGAGGCUUCGAGUGAUGCCUCAGAUGGUUCGUCUGCCGCGCUAAAGUUGCUUGCAGCCGCGUGCGUCGAUCCAUCUGCAUCACUCGCCUCGUGCUACCACAUUCUCCCUUUCAACGACCCCGCCUACGCAGAGUAUGUAUAUCGCGCGACGGCGGAUACCAACCCGUUCGAGCAGUUCUUUAAAGAGGACACCGGCCCCGCACCCACGGUAGCGGCAGCAUCACGUGAGGGAGCGGGGGCAGCGGGUGGCAGCGCGCCUGGUCCAGUCCCCACACUUGCGGUGGAUUCCAGGCCCGAGGCCGCCUCGGUAGUGGACGACGACGAGGUGGAUGACGUGAUUGAUGAUGUAGGCAUGCACUAUACCGGCCGCUCCGCCGAGAAAUACUUUCAAAAUUACUGCGACACUCCCUGA